GUCACUGAAGGAGUAGCUAUGUUAACUACUGAGUGAGUGAUACGACAAAGGCUUUCAGACUUCGUGUGGGACUUGACUACGUCAAACGUUCAGAGGCAAAUUUUAUAACCUAGUGUUGCUCUCUAGCCUAAUUCUUUAAAUGAGUGUGAGAAAUCACAUUCAUUCAAUCAAAAACAUUUGCAACAUUUCAAUUAUAAAACUCAGUGCAGGGUGCUAGAGUUUGCUAGCUUACUGCUACAUAUGUUAGCUAACGCUGCCAAACUUAGUUAUGUUGUGGUAAUGCUGCGAUUACCAGAACGAGGAAUGGAUUGGGUUGCUACCUAGCUAGCUGAUGAUCUGUUACAGAAAUGGACAGCUCAGUACAGACAUCUAAUGUAACCGAUUCAAAGCUCACGCUGUGUGUGUGACUGUGAAGCCACCAUGCCUUCAACGAAGGCGCUGAAGAACGCACAGUACAUAGAACUGGGAGGUUACCAAUACUGGCCCGUUCUGGUACCAAGGGGGAUACGCCUGUACACCUAUGAGCAGGUUCCGGGCUUCCUUAGGGAAAACCCAUACAUCACAGAUGGGUAUAGAGCAUACCUGACCUCUAGACUAUGUAUUAAAAGUCUUUUUAUCCUUUCCAACGAGACUGUGAACAUCUGGAGUCAUCUUCUAGGCUUUCUCCUGUUCUUCUUACUGGGGUUAUACGACAUGAUAGCUGUGCUGCCUGUGAUUGGAGCCACCAGAGAGGACUAUGUUAUCUACUCCAUAGGCCUCUUCUGCUACCAGGUGUGCAUGCUGUGCUCGGUGGGCUAUCAUCUCUUCUGCUGCCACCGCUCUGAGAAGACCAGCCGGCGCUGGAUGGCACUGGAUUAUGCUGGCAUCUCCAUUGGAACCUUGGGCUGCUAUGUUCCAGGCAUUUUCUAUGCCUUUUACUGCAAUAACUACUGGCGACAGGUGUACCUCGUCAUGGUCCUGGCCAUGACCCUGGGACUCUUCUUCGCUCAGAUACACCCUCAUUACUUGACCAAGCAGUGGCAGAAGCUGCGCUCGGUCAUCUUCUGCUCGGUGGCCGCCUACGGCUUGGUCCCCACUCUGCACUGGAUCUGGCUCAGUGGUGGCUUCGGAUCGGCCGUCGUACAGGUAACAGCAGAGCAUCAGUCGCCGAGAACCUCCGAAAUGGUCAACUACCAUACAGGAGGUCUUUGCUCCCAGAGUGCUGGUGAUGUAUUUGUUUGCUGCAGCUGCCUUUGUCUUCUAUCUCUCCAAAGUUCCAGAACGCUACUUCCCAGGUCAGCUGAAUUAUGUGGGCUCCAGCCACCAGGUGUGGCACAUCCUGGUGGUGCUGAUGUUCUACUGGUGGCACCAGUCAGCCCUGUUCAUCACCAGCUUCCGCCACACAAACCCCUGCCCCGACUACCCUCAGCAUGCUUAGGGCUUCACCAAUAUGACCAGAGAAUCGGCACGUGCGAGAACCACGUCAUGACCGUGUCCCCAUAAAAUCAAGGGCCUUAAUGUAACACAUUGCCUUUCUGUGCUCAGAGAACAUGCCCUCCCUUUACCCCGAGGGCAGUCUCUGCUCGUUCAGCCUGCUAAUGCUGCUGAUUAACGCAGGCUGUGUCCUUCACUAUGAACGUCUGUAGUGAAGCCCAGAUGUAUUCACUUCAGUUAUCGACCUUCUGAUAAACACAGUCGUCUCGUCAGCCAUUACUGGACUGAGUUUUUGUAAAUGUUGGAAGCGCAUGGCUAUUUCGUUUGAAAAUAGCUUAGCAUCGAGGAAUAGUGUUUUUAAGUUAGUAUUGUUGGGACAGCACAUUACUUGGAUAGAGGUGGGACAUAGCACUGAUUGGGAAGUGUCAGAGCUUAACUAAGCAAAGGCAGGGACUUACAAGGUGGGGUCUCCUUUGGGUUUCUGCAUUUCAUGAAUCAGACAUGUGCAACUGUUGGCACCUCAUGCUCCCAGUUCUCAGUGUGGGACAACGGCUACGAGCAGAGCAAGUACAGUUGGGGUGUCUUUUCUCAGUCAGGAGUGAAAUUAGCCAGCCUGUACAUUUGUAAAAGGUUUGUGCACUGUUUCAGGUUUUGAGUUUAUGAAUGACUGUAUUGCUUUUGUAUGUGCUUUACCUUGUCAUAAGAGUUGUCGUACUCCACUAGUCUGACGUAGCUUGUUUAGGCAGAACGAAGGUGAAUAUUUAUAUAAAAGCACACAUGUUUGAAUUCACAUUUGAUGAAUUUUCCUCUCGAAAUAGUGAACUCUCAUUCACAAAUAACCAGGUAGUAGUUGGUACAUCGGACAGUGACGUAUGAAAUCCAAAGAUUUUGAUACUGCAUUGUCACUACAAUAACAUUCUGAAUAUGAUUUAAGGCCACUGUGUCUUAUGUUGGAGUGCUUAUGAAUUAACGUUAAAUAAUUUCAAUCUUUGAUGACAGUAUAAAUUACUUAAUAGUUUAAGAUUUGAUCACUAAGUGCAAUGCAAAAUACAAAAAAUGUUACAAACGCUUCCUUGUAUCACUGAAUGCUGUUACUAAACAUUGCUCAAGUUUUAAAGUUUUGCCAAACUAAACAGGUUUAUUGCUGUAGUACUUGUUUUACUUCUCUCCAUCUUUCUUUGCUUGUUGAGGUAUUGUCAUGUUUUUGUAGCCAUUAUUUAAUUCUGUGCAAAACGGAAGUGAUGUUACUCAAAUAUUUAUUUUCAGUGUUAAUGUAAUGGUGAUGGUUAGACACUGCUGUUUUAGGUAACCUCAUUACUGAUGCCUCUUUUAAUAAUCAGCAAAGUUUUUUUCCCCCCUGGGAUGUCAUAUUGAAAAAUGGUUAUGGUGUUUUAUGAAUUAACUGAUUCAGGAAGAAAAAUGAAAGUAUUUGUUUUCCAAAUAUUGCUUUGGUGGUAUGAAUGAUCAUUUGAAUCAUUAAUGGAAUAAAACAAAGAUCUUCAAAAAAAAGUCAAUAUUUUAUUGCAUUGUUAUAUAGCAAUGUAGCAAGAUAAAAGAAAAAAUAGACAGUAUGUAUUGCAAUGUUAAAAGUUAAAUUGGUAAAAAGAAGCUUAAAAAAGUGGUUUAGUCAAUGAUAGUGUGCCAAGUGCUAUAAAACAACAUUUUUUCCAAAUAUACUGUAAAUUGCCCUCCCCCCUGAUUUCCAGUGAAGUUUGUAUCCCAUGGUGGUGCCUUAUUUUUUUGCAGGUUCAAUCCAAGGCCUUUCUCUGCAACAACAACAACAAAAAACGGAAUAAAUACAUUCAAGUUGUUUCCCUUAUUGAA
Messenger RNA from Electrophorus electricus (electric eel), 3237 nucleotides. It is a transcript of the gene paqr3a, whose product is annotated as progestin and adipoQ receptor family member IIIa. Gene Ontology annotation, cellular component: membrane. Lineage: Eukaryota; Metazoa; Chordata; Actinopteri; Gymnotiformes; Gymnotidae. The record is from RefSeq and is a predicted model, not a curated record. Gene Ontology annotation, molecular function: signaling receptor activity.